Messenger RNA from Callorhinus ursinus (northern fur seal), 2058 nucleotides. NCBI's taxonomy places the organism in Eukaryota, Metazoa, Chordata, Mammalia, Carnivora, Otariidae. The record is from RefSeq and is a predicted model, not a curated record.
ACCCGCCGCCCGCCCAGGCACUGCCCGCGGGAGCCGCCGCCGCCGCCGCCGCGCCCGCCAUGGACGUCCGCCUGUACCCCUCGGCACCCGCGGUGGGCGCGCGGCCCGGGGCCGAGCCGGCCGGCCUGGCGCACCUGGACUAUUACCAUUGCGGCAAGUUUGAUGGUGACAGUGCCUACGUGGGGAUGAGUGACGGGAACCCAGAGCUGCUAUCGACCAGCCAGACCUACAACAGCCAGAGUGAGAGCAACGAAGACUAUGAGAUCCCCCCGAUAACACCUCCCAACCUCCCUGAGCCAUCCCUCCUGCACCUGGGGGACCACGAAGCUGGCUACCACUCGCUGUGUCACAGCCUCACGCCCAACGGACUGCUCCCUGCCUACUCCUACCAGGCCAUGGACCUCCCAGCCAUCAUGGUGUCCAACAUGCUGGCCCAGGACAGCCACCUGCUGUCGGGCCAGCUGCCAACGAUCCAGGAGAUGGUCCACUCGGAAGUUGCCGCCUACGACUCGGGCCGGCCAGGGCCCCUGCUGGGCCGCCCAGCGAUGCUGGCCAGCCACAUGAGCGCCCUCAGCCAGUCCCAGCUCAUCUCUCAGAUGGGCAUCCGGAGUGGCAUCGCCCACAGCUCCCCGUCCCCCCCAGGGAGCAAGUCAGCCACGCCUUCCCCCUCCAGUUCAACUCAGGAGGAGGAAUCAGAAGCGCAUCUCAAGAUGUCAGGAGAGAAGAGACCUUCAACUGACCCAGGAAAAAAGACCAAGAACCCAAAGAAGAAGAAGAAGAAGGACCCCAACGAGCCGCAGAAGCCUGUGUCAGCCUAUGCACUCUUCUUCAGAGACACUCAGGCUGCCAUCAAGGGACAGAACCCCAGUGCCACCUUCGGGGAUGUGUCCAAAAUCGUGGCCUCCAUGUGGGACAGCUUGGGAGAGGAGCAGAAGCAGGCCUACAAGAGAAAGACCGAAGCGGCAAAGAAGGAGUAUCUGAAGGCUCUGGCGGCCUACAGGGCUAGCCUCGUCUCCAAGAGCUCUCCAGAGCAGGGUGAGACCAAGGGCACUCAGGCGAACCCGCCGGCCAAAAUGCUGCCACCCAAGCAGCCCAUGUAUGCCAUGCCGGGCCUGGCCUCCUUCCUGACGCCGUCGGACCUGCAGGCCUUCCGCAGCGGGGCCUCUCCGGCCAGCCUGGCCCGGACGCUGGGCUCCAAGUCCCUGCUGCCGGGCCUCAGCGCGUCCUCGCCGCCGCCACCCUCCUUCCCGCUCAGCCCCCCACUGCACCAGCAGCUGCCCCUGCCACCCCACGCCCAGGGCGCCCUCCUCAGUCCACCUGUCAGCAUGUCUCCAGGCCCCCAGGCUCCGGUCCUGCCCACUCCCAUGGCACUGCAGGUGCAACUGGCUAUGAGCCCCUCACCUCCAGGGCCUCAGGACUUCCCUCACAUCUCCGAGUUCCCCAGUGGUUCAGGCCCCCGCUCACCUGGCCCGUCCAACCCCCCGAGCAGCAGCGGGGACUGGGACAGCAGUUACCCCAGCGCGGAGUGUGGCGUCAGCACGUGCAGCCUGCUCCCCAGGGAUAAGUCGCUCUACCUCACCUAAUCCCGCCUCCCCUGUCCUCCCUGAGGCUUGCUGGAGGGGCACUGCUCAGAGCCUGAAGGGCCCACAGCAGGAGGGAAGCCCGGGCAGGAAGCAGGAUGACCGGGAAGAAAGCAGUGACACCAGGACGACGCCCCAGGGCCGAGUCUCCUCCUCGACCUCCCAGCAGACCCUGCACAGGCGGCCCGCCCGCCCGCCCGCGGGAACCUCCUGCCCCCCCCCCACCUGCCUGCUCCAGGGCUACUGCGGACCCCGCCCCUCGCCCUGCACUCCGUGCUCCGUGUCUGGACGUCCGGCCCCAGCCCACGCUCCCGGGGCUCCCCCGCCCAGAGGGGCCGCCUUCUGACCGAAACGCACCCCAGAGGCAUGGGCCCGGCCACCUGGCCGAGGACAUGCGAAUGCGGCUUCACCGAGUGAACACAGAUCACCAAACCUCUAAACUGUUGGCUCCAUGUAAGUAGUUGCCUAAGUGUUUUAG